This is a messenger RNA of Leishmania mexicana MHOM/GT/2001/U1103, 519 nucleotides long. RefSeq lists its product as hypothetical. The transcript has a single exon. Lineage: Eukaryota; Euglenozoa; Kinetoplastea; Trypanosomatida; Trypanosomatidae. The record is from RefSeq and is a predicted model, not a curated record. The coding region runs from base 1 to 519 and encodes 172 amino acids. Gene Ontology annotation, cellular component: nucleolus; 90S preribosome. Gene Ontology annotation, biological process: maturation of SSU-rRNA from tricistronic rRNA transcript (SSU-rRNA, 5.8S rRNA, LSU-rRNA).
AUGUUCGGUCGCGCGGAUAAACGCAUGUUCGAGCAGAAUUACGGCUUCCUACGCGAGGCGGAGGAGAAGGAAGAGGCGGAGCGGCGCUUCCGCAUCAAGUGCCUCAGGUGCGUCAUUCGCCGCUGCGAACUGGAGGAGGCCGGCGAGGACCUCGACGAGUACGACUUGUCCGACUACGAGCAGGAGGUCUUCGGCGAGGACCAUCAGCGCGAGCUGCGGGAGUUGAAGCUGGCACCGCCACAGCGACUCUACACGGAACUUGAGCAGCUUCAGCGCGCCUCGCAGCUGUACGUGUCCAAGACGCGCGAUGCCUCCGUCAAGGAUCGGCGAUCGAGCGUGAAGAAGGAGCUUCUGCGGAGGGAGGUGCUGGCCGUGAAGGCCGGCAGAAAGGCAAAGCCGUACUUCCCGAAGCGGGCCGAGGUGAAGCGUGCGAUGACAGCAGACACCUUCUCGCGCCUCAACGACAAGGGCGGCAAGGCCGCGGUGGAUCGCUACGUCAUCCGCAAGCGCACAAAAUAG